CAAUCGAUGCCCCUCCGCCAUUGCCGCCGUACCUCCUUCGACCCUCUCGAAUCCCUCUGCUCCCGCCGUUGUUUUCUCCUCCUGCCGUUCGCAGCCUCGUGAGCGGCGUUUGGAUUGAGCCCUCGCGAUUCUUCCCCUCUGGAUGGACCUGUCGAAUUCUCCGUCGGCUCUCUCCCUGGGCCUCCUGUCCCCCGGAUCGAACCAGGUGUCCGAUGAUUCGGUCUCGCUCCAGCACCUCGACGGGAAGCAACCCGUCCCUCUUGAAUUGCUCGAGCCGCGGUCCCGGAAACCCGAGAGCAAUGCCGGCGCCGCCGCGGCGGGCGCGGAGGUCGGUGAGGACGAGGACGACGCGGACGUGGAAGAGUUCCGCAUUUUGGGCCACUGCAUCAAACGGAGGAGAGAGAGCGAGUCAACGUCUUCUUCCACCAGCUCCUCCAGAAGGGUUUCGAGCGCUUCGGAUAUGGAGGCGAGGAGGGCUGCGGUUAGGUCGUGGGGGAACGAGUCGAUGAGCGUGGCGGACCCCGAUCUUUUCGAGAUAAUGGGGAGGGAGAAGAACAGGCAAGCCAAGGGAAUCGAAUUGAUUGCCUCGGAGAAUUUCGUGUGUAAAGCGGUGAUGGAAGCGCUCGGUAGCCACUUAACGAAUAAGUACUCGGAAGGAUUGCCUGGUGAGCGGUACUAUGGUGGGAAUGAGUACAUCGAUGAGAUUGAAACUCUUUGUCAGGAGCGUGCAUUGGCAGCUUUUGAUUUGGAUUCUGAGAAAUGGGGAGUGAAUGUACAGCCAUACUCGUGCACUUCUGCAAAUUUCGCGGUUUACACGGGGCUUUUGCUCCCUGGGGAUCGGAUCAUGGGGUUGGAUACACCGUCGGGUGGUAAUACUAGCCACGGGUGCUAUAUGCCCGAUGGAAGGAAAGUUUCUGGGGCAUCCAUAUUUUUCGAGAGUUUGCCUUAUAAGGUCAACCCACAGACUGGGUACAUUGAUUUUGAUAAACUUGAGGAGAGGGCAAUUGAUUUUCACCCCAAGAUUCUUAUUUGCGGGGGAAGUUCGUAUCCUCGCGAAUGGGACUAUGGUAGGUUUAGGCAGGUUGCAGACAGGUGCGGUGCUGUAUUGAUGUGUGACAUGGCUCAAGUCAGUGGUCUUGUUGCAGCUAAGGAAUGUGCAAGUCCCUUCGACUACUGUGAUAUUGUUACCUCGACAACUCACAAAAGUCUUCGAGGUCCUAGAGGAGGUAUAAUUUUUUUCCGGAAGGGUGCAAAGCCAAGGAAAAGAGGAACCCCUUUAUCUCGAGGAAAUGAAAUUGAGUACUACAACUUUGAGGAGAAGAUAAACUUUGCUGUUUUCCCAUCCCUCCAGGGAGGUCCACACAAUAACCACAUUGCUGCUCUUGCAAUAGCUUUAAAGCAGGCAGCCACCCCAGUAUUUAAAGCUUAUAUGCAGCAGGUAAAGAAAAAUGCUCAGGCAUUAGCAUCUGCUUUACUAAGAAGAAAAUGCAGGCUUGUGACAGGAGGCACGGAUAACCAUUUAUUGCUUUGGGAUCUAAGGCCUCUUGGAUUAACCGGUGGGAACUAUGAGAAAGUCUGUGAGAUGUGUCACAUAACUCUCAAUAAGAUACCAAUCUUUGAUGAUAAUGGCACCAUUACCCCCGGUGGAGUGAGGAUUGGUACUCCUGCUAUGACAACAAGGGGUUGUCUGGAGAGUGAUUUUGAGAUAAUUGCUGAUUAUCUUCUCAAAGCUGCCCAAAUUGCCAGCACAAUCCAGAGGGGGCACGGCAAGCUGCAGAAGGCUUUUAUGAAGGGUCUUCAGAGCAAUAAGGAGAUUGUUGAGCUUCGAACUCGUGUAGAGGCCUUUGCAAGUCAGUUUGCCAUGCCAGGUUUUGACUUCUGAAUGGAUCUAUUGGUUUGAGGAUGCUAUCUUUCCGCAGCAUCAAGCCAUUCGUAAGGUGCAUCAAUUAUUUGAGAAUGUAGUUGUUUAUAUGUCAAAUUGGUGGCACAGACAUUAAUGGUACAAGAUGUUGCUUGUGUCAUUGCAGGGAAGAACAAAACAUCAAGGAGCUUUUUAUUUA
This is a messenger RNA of Syzygium oleosum, 2060 nucleotides long. RefSeq names its product serine hydroxymethyltransferase 7-like. NCBI's taxonomy places the organism in Eukaryota, Viridiplantae, Streptophyta, Magnoliopsida, Myrtales, Myrtaceae. Gene Ontology annotation, cellular component: cytoplasm. The coding region runs from base 143 to 1882 and encodes 579 amino acids. Gene Ontology annotation, biological process: L-serine catabolic process; tetrahydrofolate interconversion; folic acid metabolic process. The transcript has 4 exons. The record is from RefSeq and is a predicted model, not a curated record. Gene Ontology annotation, molecular function: cobalt ion binding; zinc ion binding; pyridoxal phosphate binding.